AUGGCAAGUUUCCUGGAUUUUUUGCAAAUCAACAAAGACAAGACAUUUCGUCCGAAGAAGAAGUUUCCUGUUGGGACACUACGGUAUAAUUUGCACAAGCAAGCCCAAGCCACACUCCAUUCCGGGGUUGAUUUGCAAGCAGCAGUUCGAUUACCGGCAAAUGAACAUUUUGAAGACUGGUUGGCUGUUCAUACAGUGGAUUUUUUCAAUCGAAUCAAUCUGCUGUACGGUAUCAUAUCGGAUGUUUGUACGAGAAAUUCCUGUCCGACAAUGAGCGGAGGAGCACGAUACGAGUAUCUUUGGCGGGAUGGCGUCAAUUACAAGAAACCAACAAGACUGCCAGCACCUGAAUACAUAUUUCUGUUGAUGGACUGGAUUGAAAUACGAAUAAAUAAUGAAGCAAUUUUUCCUUCAAAUGCUGAAGUACCAUUUCCACGUGAUUUCCGACAAACAUGUACAAAAAUAUUAACUCGAUUAUUUCGAGUGUUUGUUCAUAUUUAUAUUCACCACUUUGAUCGCCUGUCGCAACUAGGAGCUGAACCUCAUGCCAAUACGUUAUACAAACAUUUUUAUUAUUUUAUCACUGAGCACCAGAUGGUUUCACCGCGUGAACUGGACGCUCUGAAGGAAAUGACCGAGCGACUAAUUGUUAGCUCCGGAAAUCGUCGGAUACGCAUCCAGUAA
Gongylonema pulchrum is the source of this 684-nucleotide messenger RNA. The record is from the annotation of a GenBank genome assembly. NCBI's taxonomy places the organism in Eukaryota, Metazoa, Nematoda, Chromadorea, Rhabditida, Gongylonematidae.